UAACAGUUGAUUUGUAUUGUUAAAAGAAAAAAACCACUUAGUUCAUUUUUAAUCAAAUCUUCACCAUUGAAACUAGUCUACUCAAAACACAAAUCAUCAAACAAAUAAUCAUUAAACCAAUCGAACAAAGACAAAACCAAAUCGAAACAAUUUUCAGCUUCUCUUUUCCGAAUUUUCUUCUUACAUAAUUCACCGAUACACCGACAACCCCUUGUCUAUAAUUUCACAAAAACAACAACAAAUUUUUCCCAUUUUUUUUUUUGGGAUUUUUUUUUGUAUUUUUUUAUAUAUAAUUUUCUUGAAAAAAAGAUUAGUUUUUAUUGGUUUUUGGUUAAUUUUGAGGUAAUCCCAUAUAGUUGGGUACUUAAUUUUGUACUUUGGUUGACUGUAAUUGGAGUUUGAAGCUGACACAGUUCAUCAGAUUCAACAAAUUUUGUAUAUUUUCAUGUCGGAAAGUGAUUACAACUGAUUCAUGAUCCGUAUGGGUAUAUGUGCAUGGCAGAAUGAUUUGAGGAAUUUUUGAAGUCGUACAAUUGAGCCAUGGGUAGCGGUGAGAUGGAUAAAUCCUCAAAAGAGGCGAAGGAAGCAAAAGAGUCGAAGACUCCCAAUUCACAGGAGCAGACUUCUACUCCUACCGCUGGCCCAGUCAAUCCAGAUUGGUCUGGCUUUCAGGCAUAUUCUCCUAUGCCUCCACAUGGGUUUAUGACAUCAAGUCCUCAAGCACCACACCCCUAUAUGUGGGGAGUCCAGCAAUUUAUGCCAACCUAUGGUACUCCACCACAUCCAUACGUUGCAAUGUAUCCCCAUGGUGGUAUAUAUGCUCAUCCAUCUAUGCCUCCGGGAUCUUACCCUUUCAGUCCUUUUGCAAUGCCUUCUCCAAAUGGCGUUGCUGAAGCUUCAGUUAGCAACCCUGGUAAUGUCGAAGUGAACGGUAAGUCAUCUGAGGGAAAAGAAAAGUUGCCGAUUAAGAGAUCUAGGGGAAGCUUGGGUAGUUUGAAUAUGAUCACCGGGAAGAAUAAUGGACCUGGUAAGACAUCUGGAGCAUCUGCAAAUGGCGUCCAUUCUAAAAGUGCCGAGAGUGGAAGUGAAGGGUCAAGCGAAGGAAGUGAUGCUCAUUCUCAAAAUGAGUCACCGAUGAACUCUGGAGGCAGGCAAGAUUCAGCUGACACAUCUCAAAAUGGCAAUGCUGCACAUGGUUCCCAGAAUGGAGGAACUGCUGCUACUCAUUCGACGAUUAACCAAACUAUGGCUAUCGUUUCAGCUCCUGGGGCUGGAGGUAUUACUGGACCCGCAACCAACUUGAAUAUCGGUAUGGAUUACUGGGGUGCUGCCACUUCAUCGCCUAUUCCUGCAAUGCAUGGAAGGGUACCUGUUUCAGUUGCUGGGGGGUUGGUUACUGCUGGAUCACGAGAUAGCGUCCAAUCACAGAUGUGGAUUCAGGAUGAAAGGGAGCUUAAGAGGCAGAAAAGAAAGCAGUCCAACAGGGAAUCUGCUCGUCGAUCUAGGUUAAGAAAGCAGGCAGAGUGUGAUGAACUUGCGCAGCGUGCUGAAGUUUUGAAGGAAGAAAACGCUGCUCUUAGAGCUGAAGUGAAUCGUAUCAGGAGUGACUACGAGCAUCUUCUUGCUCAGAAUGCAUCUCUUAAGGAGAGACUUGGGGAAGUUCCAGGGGAAGAAGUUCCGAGAACUGGUCAAGAUGACCAUCAUUCUUCACAAACCGAGUCUCAUCAGGGUGAUCAAUGAUGUUCUAGCUGUGCAUUAAUGUGGAUCGAUGAUUAGGAGUUUAACCUAACAUACUUUGUAAUAGAAAGAGUUUAAUUUCCAUAUUGAGGUACGUAGUUUAUAAGUCGCGAAAAGCUCACCUUUUAGUAUCAGGAUCUGUAUUAUGCCUGACGCUGUCCAUCAUUUCUCUGUCGAGUCAAUCUUUUGUGGUAGAUAAACCUUGAUGAUAUGUAGAGAAUGUGAUCGUCGUAUUAGUUUGUUUCCA
Molecule: messenger RNA, 1984 nt
Organism: Capsicum annuum
Lineage: Eukaryota; Viridiplantae; Streptophyta; Magnoliopsida; Solanales; Solanaceae
Product: bZIP transcription factor 16
Exons: 13
Coding region: 541-1740 (399 amino acids)
Biological process (GO): regulation of DNA-templated transcription
Cellular component (GO): nucleus
Molecular function (GO): DNA-binding transcription factor activity; sequence-specific DNA binding
Source: RefSeq, a predicted model, not a curated record